This is a messenger RNA of Branchiostoma belcheri (Belcher's lancelet), 1579 nucleotides long. RefSeq lists its product as uncharacterized. The record is from RefSeq and is a predicted model, not a curated record. The coding region runs from base 1 to 507 and encodes 168 amino acids. The transcript has 3 exons. Gene Ontology annotation, molecular function: arylformamidase activity. NCBI's taxonomy places the organism in Eukaryota, Metazoa, Chordata, Leptocardii, Amphioxiformes, Branchiostomatidae.
AUGGAACACGCGUUCGGUUCGAAUGACGUCUCAUCGAACACCAUCGAACCUGAUUCGGUCCGCACAGGUUGGGGCGAGCAGUUCUGGGAGGAAGGACCGGCGGCGUAUCUCGGUACGGACCACACAAGGAACUCCUCCUCGUUGCACUCGCCGGGACUGCACCCCGCCGCCGCCCAGUGGAUCGUGGACAACCGUGACGUGAAGGCGGUCGGGAUUGACACCCUCUCGGCGGAUCCUGGAGAUUCGACGACGUAUGAAACUCACCUGAUCCUCCUGCCCAACAACGUCCUCAUCCUAGAGAACGUUGCCCACCUGGACGAGAUGCCCCCUACCGGAUCCACCGUGUACGCCAUGCCCAUCAAGAUCGGUGACGGAAGCGGAGCUCCCUCUCGAAUUUUCGCAAUCGUGGAUGGCCGAACCAGCGCAGCAGGGCCGACAACACCAAACAUGGCCGUCAUCUUUUCAUCAAUGACUGCACUUAUCGGUGUCUUCCUGACUUUUGCAUGAAAGCAUACUUUCAUGAAAAUAGUUUAAUGGAAAGAAAGGUGCACGUGGAUGGAAAAAUCCAAAUGUUAUCAAAUUUUUCAAACUUUAACUCCGAGAAAAAUUCUAAGGUGAUCAGUAGGGUGCCUUAUGUUGUGUUAUAGCGUUUUCUAUGUUCUAAUAGAUUCAAGGACAUGUAUACAGACAUCAAUCUAAAUUUUAGGGUGUUGAAGUUGAAGUCUUGCUCCAUGUAUAUGUAACGUUAGAUGUAUAUGCAGGGCUCGAAAUACUGGAUGCGCACCCAGUUUUUUCCUGUGGGUGCACCAGUGCACCCAAAUACUUUUGUAGGUAUUUUUGCACAUUGAUGUAUAUAAUAAUAUAUUACAUGAUAUUCUUGGCAUCUAAUUAAGUAUCAGAAAAAUAAUAAAAUCUUUGUUGUAGUGUUUGUUUUGUUUUAUAACCACCCCACGUGCACCCCGGUAAUUAUCGACAGUAUAUCAGUCUGGCUGUUUUUAUUUCUCCUAUAAUAUAGGGUAAUAAUGGUGUAGCCGUUAAAUCAAAAACGUUUCUGAAAUAAGAAAUGAAAAAAAAAAACUGAUGUACUGCUGCAUACAAAAUGGAACACGCGUUCGGUUCGGUUCGUCACACCAUUGUGACAUGCGAACAUGAUUGGGGUUCGAAAAAAGUCUACGAAUGUUGGGGCACGGCCCAAAAUGAUGACACACUUAGUUCGUUAGUCCAUCGUAGUUUAGAGCGCUGCCGGCCGUUUGAAGUUGGGGCCAGCGUAGCCUCCUUCGCAGUCUUGUUGGGCGUCGGCGUUAUUUUUUUCUCUGAGCGACGCGAGUAAUAUGCGGCCGCGAGGGACGAUUUGCUGCCGAGGGAGUUUUUGCCACGGAGAGAAGGUUUCGCGCGCAAAAACUACCUCGGCAGCAAAUGGUCCCUCGCGGCCGCAUAUUACUCGCGUCGCUCAGAGAAACUAGAUAGUAAUAUUAGCGGUUGCUAAUAUAGACAGGUUUGCGUUGUACAUAGUCAUUGUAGUGUAACUUACAAUAUGUUUUUUGUGUGUGCUUUACCUUUUACAGGGUUCCUUCUCAUC